Theobroma cacao (cacao) is the source of this 1777-nucleotide messenger RNA. It is a transcript of the gene STP2, whose product is annotated as sugar transporter 2. Gene Ontology annotation, cellular component: membrane. Gene Ontology annotation, molecular function: monosaccharide transmembrane transporter activity. Gene Ontology annotation, biological process: monosaccharide transmembrane transport. Lineage: Eukaryota; Viridiplantae; Streptophyta; Magnoliopsida; Malvales; Malvaceae. The record is from RefSeq and is a predicted model, not a curated record.
GUUUGCUAUCUGCUCGUUGGUUGAAAGGUUUUUAAUUCUCUGUUCCUUGAAAGUUCCUUCUUUCGUUCUCUGUUCCUAGAAAGAAAGUUGUUUCUUUCAUUCUCUGUUCCUUGAGAGCCUCUGUGCGAAAGUUGUUCGAUCAGUACCAUGGCAGGUGGUGUAAUCGCUAGUUCCGGCAAUCGGGAGUUACCCGGCAAGCUGACGAAGCAAGUCCUAUUUUGCACGUUCAUAGCAUCGUUCGGUGGCUUCUUGUUUGGUUAUGAUAUUGGAAUUUCAGGGGGAGUAACAUCAAUGGACGAUUUCCUGGAAAAGUUCUUCCCGAAAGUUUACGCCAGGAAGCAUCGGGCAAGGGAGAACAACUACUGCAAAUUUAAUGACGAAUACCUUCAGCUCUUCACGUCCUCACUCUACCUGGCAGCCAUUUUCGCUAGCUUUUUAUCAUCCAUGUUUUCUAGGAAGUAUGGACGAAGAUGGACAAUCGCAGUUUCCUCCCUCUUCUUUCUCGCUGGUGCCUUUCUGAAUUUAGGUGCCAAGAACCUGGGUAUGUUGAUUGCCGGAAGGUUAUUUCUGGGGCUCGGUCUUGGAUGUGCUAACCAGUCAAUACCAGUCUUCAUAUCAGAAAUCUCACCAGCAAAGUACAGAGGAGGACUGAAUAUUGUGUUCCAGUUGUUGAUCACCGUCGGCAUCUUUAUUGCAAAUCUUGUUAAUUAUGGCACUUCAAAAAUAAAAAAUCAUGGUUGGAGGAUUUCUUUGGGUGGUGCUGCUGUGCCAGCUGCGAUACUCUUAGUGGGCUCUUAUUUCAUUGUGGACACCCCCGCAAGUCUCGUAGAGAGAGGGAAGAAGGAGGAAGGUUUAAACACUCUGAAGAAGAUAAGGGAUUCUGAUAAUGUUUCCGAAGAGUUUAACGAAAUCGUUAGAGCCACUGAAGUUGCCAAUAAGAUUAAGCACCCUUUCUUGGAACUAGCCAUGAAGAGGCAUAACUGGCCUCCACUUAUUUCUGCCACGGUUCUUCACUUCUUCCAACAGUUUACAGGGAUGAAUGUCAUCAUGUUUUAUGCUCCGGUGCUGUUUCAAACUAUGGGAUUUGGGGGAGAUGCGGCCUUAAUGUCAGCUAUGAUCACCGGUGCAGUGAAUAUGUUUUCUACCCUUAUUUCUAAUUUCACCGUGGAUGUAGUUGGGAGAAAACGGCUCCUCGUUGCUGGAGCUUUAACUAUGUUGACUGGCCAGUGUGUGGUUGGGGGACUUUUGAAGCAGUACUUAUUAUCUACAAACUCAGUAUCUCAUAUUGUUUCCAUAGUUGUGGUGAUCUUCAUCUGCCUGUUUGUGUUUGCAUAUGCAUGGUCAUGGGGUCCCUUGGGGUGGCUAAUAGCUAGUGAAGUCUUCCCGCUGGAGACUCGAAACGCUGGUUAUUUCUUUGCCGUCGGCAUGAACAUGCUCUGCACCUUCAUUAUUGCUCAAGCAUUCCUGACCAUGCUCUGCAAUAUGCGUGCCUACAUCUUCUUCUUCUUUGCUACCAUUCUUGUCAUCAUGACUUGCGCAGUUAUUGCCAUGCUCCCUGAAACAAAGGGUAUCCCAAUGGAAGAAAUGAUGGACAGAACAUGGAAGGUACACUGGUUUUGGAAGAGGUUUUAUCAGAACGAAGUUGAUGCUGAAGUUCAGCUUGAAAAAGGAAAGCCAGCUGCUUAAAUAUAUAUGUUCUAGCUUUAGUUUUGUUUCUUUUUUGGUUUUUUUUUUUAUUUCAACAUAAACUAUAGUUUAUCUUUUUCGUUGAACUGUA